UGUAAAAUUUCCUUGUUGGUGGGGGCAUUGUAUUAUCGAAUCAUUGAAUACAAUGUCUACUGGGAUUAUAUAGUGACCGGAAAUAUCCGCCAUGUUUUUAUGUACGCGCACAAUCUCGAGUGGGUAUAUUUAAAAAGGUAGAUAUUUUUGAAGACAUAAUUAAAAAUAUUGACGAUGGUGUCAUCACGGCAGAUAGUUUGUCUUGUGGUUGUAAUACCCCUACUCGUUAUCAUUUGCGAGACCAAACAACAUGCUAAUAAACGAGUAAAACGUUUAUACAGUCCGGAAUCAUUCGAAGAUGACGGCUAUGAGAGUAAUUAUGGCGAUUAUGAUGAAGGCGAUGAUGGUGGUUGGGAUGAAGAAGACGGUUCUGAGGAAAAUGAUGGCGGUGAUUACGACGGUAGGGAUUACGGCGGAAACAGCCACGGUGGUGGAGAUUAUGAUGGUGGUGACAGCACGGACUCUGGUGGCUAUGGACAUGGUACUAUUAAUAUGAUAAAUUAUGGAGGUGGGAGCGGUGGGACGCAGUCAGGUGGCGGUUAUGGAGGCAGCAGCAGAAGCUCCGGGGGCGGAUAUGGCGGAAUGAUGCCAGGAUAUGGAGGUAUGGUAGGCGGAUAUGGUGGCAUGUAUCCAACUUAUGGUGGUACAUAUCCAACUUACGGUGUCUCAUAUCCGACGACUGGUGGAAUGUACCCCACUUACGGUGGCACAUAUCUGACAACUGGUGGAACGUACCCGACUUAUGGUGGCACAUACCCGACUUACGGUGGAACAUAUCCAACGACUGGUGGCACAUACCCAACUUACGGUGGAACAUAUCCGACGACUGGUGGCACGUACCCAACUUACGGCGGUACAAAUCCAUAUUAUGUCGGCACGACUUAUGCUGGCACCUAUCCGACCACCGGUGGCACGUAUCCAACAACCGGCGGUAUAAAUCCAUAUUAUGUCGGCACGACUUAUGCUGGCACCUAUCCGACCACCGGUGGUACGUAUCCAACAACCGGUGGUACAAAUCCGUAUUAUGUGGGCACGACGUAUGCUGGCACCUAUCCGACCACCAGUGGCACGUAUCCAACAACCGGUGGCACAAAUCCGUAUUAUGUCGGCACGACUUAUGCUGGCACCUAUCCGACUAACACCGUCGCUACGUAUAACCCUGCGUAUACGACUGGUACCGUCGCUAGUUAUCCGAGUUACCCUGUUUAUUACAACGGCCAGACGUACCAGCAGCCGACUUACAGCAACACCCAACCGAUAUAUUAUCCGUCUACCAGAACGAACGUUCCUGGUGCCGUUCCCGGUACCCCAGUUAACCGACCGGCGAAUAUAAGACAAACUAGAAAAACUGGUAAAGCAAAUACAGGCUAUAUCCACACCAACCCAACGUUCAGUAAAAUACGUCAAGCUGUUGGGUCAGACCCCAGUAAAAUACGCCAAGCUGUUGUAUCAGAUCCCAGUAAAAGAAAAUAAUAUAUUUUACAAUUAAGCAUUAAUCAUUAAUUUCAUCAUUAAAUACAAUCUGAUCAAAAUACA
This is a messenger RNA of Patella vulgata (common limpet), 1536 nucleotides long. Its product is annotated as keratin, type I cytoskeletal 9. The transcript has 2 exons. NCBI's taxonomy places the organism in Eukaryota, Metazoa, Mollusca, Gastropoda, Patellidae. Bases 175 to 1473 code for a protein of 432 amino acids. The record is from RefSeq and is a predicted model, not a curated record.